AUUCACCUCUUACUUCUAUGACUGACGAAUCAUCAUCCUCCCUAACAAUUAAUCCUCCUUUCUAUCGUACCAUUGCAUAGACGACAUUUGACAUCAUGACAUCCCUUAAAAUUGACGAAUCAGCAAUCCCUGAUCUUACAGGCAAGGUUGCCGUCGUAACAGGCGGCGCAUCUGGCAUUGGCCUCGAAGCAGUCAAACUGAUGCUCAGGAAGGGCGCUGUUGUCCAUAUCCUGGACAGGUACGAGCCAGCUGAUGAAGUUGGCAACUGGCGUGAAUGGCCAAACACACACUUUCACACAUGCAACGUGACCAACUGGCCCCAGCUGCGCGAUGUCAUGACAUCUCUUGGCCCCUUCCACAUGGCCUUUGCUAAUGCUGGCCUGGCCGAGAAAUUCGACUAUUUUGCAGACGAGUUUGAUUCGGAAGGGAAGCUGCAGUUACCGGAUAAUUCUCUCUUGAACGUGAACCUCUGGGGUGUUCUAUACACCGUCAAACUCGCCUGGAGCCUCAUGCGGCGUCAUAGCAUCCACGGGUCUAUCGUCAUCACCGCAAGUACUACUGGGUAUGCCCCUGAGGCAGCGUUACCUGUCUAUUCUGCUGGGAAGUUCGCCCUCGUUGGCCUCGUGCGCUCACUUCGACAUAAUACCGUCAUGGAUCACAUCACAAUCAAUGCCGUAGCACCGGCUGGAACGCUCACUCCAUUGAUAGCAGACCAAGUAGCACCUCUCAAGGAACUAGGGGUCAUCUUUGGCAAGCCAGAGGUAGCCGGUCUUGCACUGGUUUAUUCAGCGACGGCGAUGCAGGACCGACGCGUGGAACCUUACGGCCGUGAUCGGGAGGCAGAUAUCUGGAAGACUGAGCGUUGGAAUGGGAGAAUUAUUUAUGUGUUAGGUGAUACAUUCACAGAGUUGGAAGAACCGACAGCAGAUUUGAGGCCGUUUUGGUUCGGCAAGGAAAAUCAUAGGCUUACACGGUCUCAACAAGCCGCAACUGAUAUUAGACAGGGAAUUGAACAACCUAGAAUGUAGAUUGUAGACCUCCAUAGAUUGAAUAGAAAACAAGAGAAGAGCGAAUUGGGACUAUGCACACUCCCAAACUCAUUUCGCGCUCAUUGCUUCCUCCGAC
Xylaria bambusicola is the source of this 1125-nucleotide messenger RNA. Its product is annotated as NAD(P)-binding protein. NCBI's taxonomy places the organism in Eukaryota, Fungi, Ascomycota, Sordariomycetes, Xylariales, Xylariaceae. The transcript is spliced from 2 exons. The record is from RefSeq and is a predicted model, not a curated record. The coding region runs from base 96 to 1028 and encodes 310 amino acids. Gene Ontology annotation, molecular function: oxidoreductase activity.